AUGAAUUUGUAUCUAUUUCUGAGUAUCGCAGUAAUAUUCUGCUUUCCAACAGAGGAUUUAGUGAAAGAUUACGCUAAAUUCAACAUUCCCUAUACAGGAUAAUGGUAUAAUAACAAGAUUAUAACAAUCACAGGUUUUCGGGAUAUUUGAGAAUUACUGAUGAUGGGAGCAAAUAGUUUCAUUACUUCAUGUUUCCACAACAAAACAAGAAUUUGACCGAUGAAAGUCCAGUAAUUUUAUGGCUGAAUGGAGGGCCUGGGUGUUCUUCACUAUAUGGUGCUUUGAAUGAGAAUGGUCCUUUUGUAUUCAAUUUAGGCACAAAUGACUUGAGAGUCAAUCCCUACUCAUGGACGAACACUGUAAGACAUUUAUAAUGAAUGUCUAGGCUCACAUGUUCUAUUUGGAAUCUCCAGCCACAGUUGGAUUUUCAUAUGGUGAUGAGCACACUAGUGACGCAAGUUCGGCCAAAGACAAUUUAUAAGCAGUGAUCCAAUUCUUUAAUAAGUUUCCUGAACUUAGCACUCAUCAAUUUUAUAUCAGCGGAGAGAGUUAUGCUGGCACUUACAUUCCAUUAUUAGCGAAUGAGAUCAUAGAAUAUAAUAAAAUAGCAAGCAAGAGAAUAAAUCUUGUUGGAUUGAUGAUUGGAAAUGGUUGUACAGAUUACACCGAAUGUACUAUUGAGGCUAAGAGAUUCCCUAUUCACAAGUUCGAAUUCAUGCACAGUCAUCAUUUGAUAAGUGAGAAGUUGUGGGAAGAAAUCGAUGCCCAAAGAGACAAUUGCUUCAAUUCAACCACCCAGUAUUGCAAGGAUCUCUAUGCCAAAACCCAAGAGGAAAUCAAUCUCAACUAGUAAACCAAUAUCCAUAUGAGAAUAGCGAAUUUUAUUACAAUCCCUACAACAUCUAUGGAAAGUGUUAUCAAAUGCCAAUCACCAAAUUCAACGGAGAAACUAUCCAGAGAUCCAAAAUAAUGACUCUUGAUCCAUUUGAUAGGCAACCAGGAACAGUCCCCUCCUGUUCUGAAGCCCAAGGACUGUUCUACUACUUUACCAAUCCUGAAUUCAUCAAAGCCAUCAACGUUGACACAUCCAAACUGACCAAAGAGUGGGAGGAUUGCAGUAGCACCAUCAAAUACACUAAGGAUCCAAGAGCAACCUAUUAUUUAUAUCCAAAAUUGAUUAAGAGUGGACUCAAAAUACUUAAGUUUAGUGGAGAUGUGGAUGGUGUAGUGCCAAUCACAGGAACAUUCUUCUGGUUGAAUAAUUUGUAGAAUGAAAUUGGUUAGAAUACAAGUAUAUAUUUUAGGUUUGCAUACAAUUGAGCCAUGGAGAUCUUGGACUAUUCCAGGCAAUAAAAGUGGAGAAGAUUAGAAUGCAGGUAACGUAUGGAUCUUAGAUGGAUUGUGGUUUGUGACUAUAAGAAAUGCUGGGCAUAUGGUUCCAAUGGAUUAACCUUUGGCUGCAUUGAUCAUGAUAAAUAAUUUCAUCUACGAUAUUCCCUUGCCUAUUUGAUUAAUAUUAUUAUUAUCAUUAAC
Paramecium octaurelia is the source of this 1533-nucleotide messenger RNA. The record is from the annotation of a GenBank genome assembly. Lineage: Eukaryota; Ciliophora; Oligohymenophorea; Peniculida; Parameciidae.